AUGGGAGACCUGAAGUUUGGGUUUGAGGAAAUGCAGGGAGUGAGGCUGGGAUACCUGCUGAUAAAAGGAAAACAAAUGUUCGCCCUCUCCCAGGUCUUCACCGACCUGCUGAAAAAUAUUCCCCGAACCACCGUGCAUAAACGCAUGGAUCACCUGAACGUUAAAAAACACCACUGUGAUUUGGAGGAGUUAAGAAAGCUCAAAGCAAUCAAUUCUAUUGCUUUCCACGCGGCUAAAUGUACUCUGAUAUCACGGGAGGACGUAGAGGCGCUUUAUUUCUCCUGCAAAACGGAGCGCGUGUUAAAAUCCAACAAAAGAAAAGCAAAGAAGGCCAGUUUACCGGAGGGUGUGGGCGAAGGCAAGCUCAACGCAGACACGCACCCUGCCGGGUUAUGGAGGGAGAAAGUUUGGUUAAGUUUGCACAGCGUUCCACAGACUCUGUCCCUCAAAAACAAAGCCGGCAGGAGAGAACAACCAACUUUGCGCCCCGACUCCAAUCUACCUCAAAUUUACAAUAAAUCCCUCGGUCGGGAUUACUCCUCUGUCACCAAAUCAUCAUGUAAACCCUUUAAAAACUAUGAAACUGCUCAAAUACCGAGCAAUUGCGUCGCAUUUAGCCAGGGACACUCGUUUUUCCGGAGCGUGGUGAGCCGGCAACCACUGUUGUUUCAGUCCGCCAUUGCUGCUCAGUCCAGGCUCUCUGCAACCGGCGACCUACUUCACAAAAGGAAGAGGAGGCGCGAGGGGGGCGGCGGCAGGGAUAUGGGCAGCAGCGGCGCGAGGCAGUCAUGGAGCAGGAGCAGACACACACACUCACACACUCACUCUCACACACACCACCCGGUGCUCCUCGUGCAGCCCAAGUGCUGCAGAAAGCCCAAAACACACUACAACCACAACCGGACAACUCUGAGCCAUUUUGACAUUGGACACGAGUUUUACCUCGACCACCACGCUCACCAUCAUCGUCACCCGCAUCAACAUGUGGGGGGGUUCCCGGAGAGCUACAGCAGUGACACGGAGUCCAGUUGCUACUCAGAGCGCCUCAACAGCGACUCCGACUUCGGCUCCAGUUUAUCGACCAGCAGCAAUUCUGGGACCUCUGAUGAGGAGGAUGAAGAGGAGAGCCCAUUGGAGAGCUCUGAGGUCAGUUCUGAUGAGGAGAGUUCAUCUCAGUCUGACAGCAGCUCUGUGUCCAGCCAAGUGUCUGUCCAGUCUAUCCGCUUCAGGAGGGCCCGAACUCUAUCAAACAGUAGAACUAUCUCGCACACUAACGCACCUUUGCUCCUGCAGCCUACCUUCCACUACAGCCACCAGCAGCAGCCAUCUAAACCGAUGGGCCAGUUUGGAACCAGCCAGGUGGACUAUGACAUUCCGAAGAAACAACCGAAAUAUGACUUUACAGCCAGGGAGGCCAAGCAGGACACACACACACACAGGCUCAGCUCGCCUGUCACCCGGGGGAGUUAUUUCACUAAGAGGAGAGACAGGAAGGUUCCUGAGUCCCAGGUCCAGACCCAACGAGAGAUAAAGCGAACCGAGCCUGUGUCCAGAAAAGUGUACGCACUGAGCCCCUCACCUAACACCAACGGGAUAAAAGCGGUUCUUCCACACAGGACAACGGGACACGCAAAAAAAAUCCUCCCAGUCCUGAGCUCACACUCCGCGCCUGACAAAGACACAAAGUACCCCAAGCCUACAAACAACAAGAUUUCAUUAGCUACAAAUCUAAAAAGUGAGGUGAGAAUCAGCCCCAACCUGAAACUGCCCUUUCUGCUCAAAACCAUUAAGGCCGAGCCGGAGGAGCUAUCAGUGGCCUCGGGUCCCCUCCCUGGGCGCAGCAGGGCGGUCAAGACUCCCCCCUUCAACCUGCAGAAUGUGAAAAUCAAAGUGGAGGAGAGCUAUGAUGAAUACGAAUACUACAGCCAGGCCUCUGGUUUCCAAUGCAAAGGAGACGAGGCGGAUAUCAACAAUGGCCAAUACCACGGCGGCGACAUCAAACAAGCUGCUGGCUGUUUUAACAACGAGACCAAAGCCAUUGAAAGUUCUGCUGGGGCUCCCAAGUCCUCCUCCGGCUUGCAGGAAUGCGGGAGCACUCAAGACACCCCUUGUCCUGAGGAGGGGGAGUAUAAAAACGGAGCUGGGUUCAGGAAAAACUACAGGAGUCUGGUGCUGGGGAAGAAGCCUGGAAUUUCGAGGGUGCAGCAGAAACAGAACGUGUCUAAAGUUGACAGGACUUUAUCUUCUCGUCCCGUGGGCAAAGCUGAGAUUUGUGAGGCAAAUACUGAGGAUCUAACAGGGGCGACUAAACGAAAACGCGCGUCCAGUAAUGUAGCAGCCCCUCUGAAGAGGCCUUUCAGCUUCAUGGCGAAUUUCCCCGCUCCUCCGUCCCUGUUAGUGGGCAGCGACGGGGAUUUAAGCCCUGCUUACUCUCUGAACUCUCUGGGGGGACCCCGAACUCCCCCUCGCUCUCACCCCGUGUGGCGAUGGCAGCCUGGCGGUCUGCCUGUCCCUCCCCCACCCGCUCAGAGAAUCAGGAAAUGUUCACGCUUUUUUCUUUGACAAAAACAAGAGAAAGAAAAAACACCUGGAUGGAAACCUACGUUGACUACAACUUGAGUCUUAAACUGAAUGGGAGGCUCUAAUGGCUUGCGUCCUUCCGUUGUUUUUAUUUAAAUUGUAUCCUUUAUAUGAUGUAGUGGAUUUAAAACGUUCCUCGUUGUGGAGUUAUAGAUCAGUUAUAUAUACUGCUAUUCUCCAUAUCGCGCGGACCAUAUUUGAGACUCUAUACCCAUGCCACUGGACGAUCCCUCCUCAUGGAUUUAUUCUGACUAACUCUCAACAAGCUAUCUACCAUAAGCAAUAGGCUACACGGUUUGGCAAAAUGGGUUUACAUGACUUUCUCUCGGAUCUAUUUUCUCUUCGCCUUGACGCUCGAGCGGUUGGAUUGUACCAGGGUUUCAGUGAAGUAAACAUUUUGUUGUGCUGUAGGCCUACUCCCUUUGUGGUGAGAGAAAGAGAGGGGGAGACUCCCUCUCAUAAAAAUCACAGCACUCCUAUAUGUUGGUCUUCUUUACUGUAUUUUUUUCAGCUUUAACUUGGGUAAAAUUGGGUAAAUUCAACAGAUUCAGGGUUUUCCUUUGGUAACAUGGUUAGGGCUACUACUAUUGUCUGUCACAUUAGUCCUAUUAUGAGCCGUGGUUGUUUUUUUCACUAUAGGAUUUUUAAAACCUUGUAGAAACCCUCGUUUCAAUUUUUAUUUUAUGCUUGCCAGAGUUUGGGUAAAUUUUAUCUAAAUUUUAUCUAAUUCAGAUAACUGUUUUUGAAUUCGAUUUCAAAUGUCAAUUAAUUUAUCAAAGCAAGUCCUAAUUCAUAAUGUUCUUUGGACAGGCUAUAUUAAAUUAGGAAGAAUUGUGUGGGAAAUUA
Molecule: messenger RNA, 3426 nt
Organism: Salvelinus namaycush (lake trout)
Lineage: Eukaryota; Metazoa; Chordata; Actinopteri; Salmoniformes; Salmonidae
Product: SKI/DACH domain-containing protein 1-like
Exons: 2
Coding region: 1-2562 (853 amino acids)
Source: RefSeq, a predicted model, not a curated record